This is a messenger RNA of Alexandromys fortis (reed vole), 720 nucleotides long. Its product is annotated as keratin-associated protein 13-1-like. Lineage: Eukaryota; Metazoa; Chordata; Mammalia; Rodentia; Cricetidae. The transcript has 2 exons. The record is from RefSeq and is a predicted model, not a curated record. The coding region runs from base 1 to 720 and encodes 239 amino acids.
AUGACAACACCCAUAAAUAUACGGUGCAGAAAAUUAUUCAAAUGCAACUACAAUUACAGAGAAUCCUCUCAGAUACAUCCAGCUGAACUCACAUCUCCUGUCAACAUUGCCUACAGCUGCUGCUCUGGAAACUUCUCCUCCCGCUCCUUUAGACAUUGCAAGCCAUAUUCAGGUUCCUCCUGUGGCUCUUCCUACCCUAGCAACCUGGUCUACAUCACUACCAGUUGCUCUCCCAGCCCCUGCCAGAUGGAAUCCAGUCUGAACACCAGGUGUCAGGAGACCUGCAUUGAGCCCACCAGCUGCCAGAGGUCCUGUGUGGUGUCCAGGCCCUGCCAGGUGGAAUGCUCUGUGAACACCGGCUGUCAGGAGACCUGCAUUGAACCCACCAGCUGCCAGAGAUCCUGCGUGGUGUCCAGGCCCUGCCAGACAGCUUGCUACUACCCGAGGAGCUCCACACCUUGCAGUCCUUGCCAGGGAUCAUAUGCUGGGACUCUGAGCUUUGGAUCCAGCAGCUGCCGUUCCCUGGGCUAUGGAUCUAGAAGCUGCUACUCAGGGGGCUGUGGAUCCAGUGGCUUCAGAUCUCUGAAUUGUGGAGUCUCUGGAUUCCCUUCCUUGAGUUUUGGAUCUAGAUAUUGCUAUCCAAGCUACUUGGUGCCUCUUUCCUGUCAACCUUGUUACAGACCAAUCUGUGGAUCAGGCCUCUAUGGAAUCAGCUGCUAA